Messenger RNA from Stegastes partitus (bicolor damselfish), 3298 nucleotides. RefSeq names its product E3 ubiquitin-protein ligase rnf146-like. Gene Ontology annotation, molecular function: poly-ADP-D-ribose binding; ubiquitin protein ligase activity; zinc ion binding. NCBI's taxonomy places the organism in Eukaryota, Metazoa, Chordata, Actinopteri, Pomacentridae. The transcript is spliced from 2 exons. Gene Ontology annotation, biological process: Wnt signaling pathway; ubiquitin-dependent protein catabolic process. The record is from RefSeq and is a predicted model, not a curated record. Bases 450 to 1640 code for a protein of 396 amino acids. Gene Ontology annotation, cellular component: cytoplasm; nucleus.
AUAAAGGUCGUGCGAUCUUACGUCAAAGUGCGUCAUUACGCACUGUUACGUCGUCGUCUUUAUCUCAGCUUCUUUUUCGGAGGAAAACAAAGCCAGUUAACAUUGGAAGUCGGUAAAUUUGCAUCGGAUAUCAGGGCCGCCGUUCGAAUUGUAACAAUAAACGUCAUCACCAGAGCCAUAUCUAGCGCAGUGGCAAGUUUGAAGAUCAAACAGCUCUCCUAAUGAUACACCAGCAUUAAGACUACUUCAAGUAAGUAUUUACGUUUAAUUUUUAGUCUGUUAUAUAUUUAUCUGUACUUCAUUACAAAAUAAAUGUCCUGUCAAAAGUUCUGUUCAUUUAUCUAAAAAAAUAAGAGCCUCAAAAAAAUAUUCACAACGAUACUAAUAAUUUGUACACAGUACAGUUUUUCAAAAUUGAGCACUUGUCCAUCAUAACCAACUGUUUACAAAUGUCUCUUUUUCUUCAGUACUUCUUAAGGAUGGCUAGUUGUGGAGAGGUCGACCACUCUGUUGGCUCCCUUCCAUCCAGUAAGAAAGGCAGUAAUAGUGGCGGUGGAAGUGGGAACAGUGCAGAAUCGUCAUGCUCAGGCUCCAGCAAUUCAUCCCCAGCCCUGUCUGUACCAGAGUGUGCCAUCUGUCUGCAGAGCUGUGUCCACCCAGUCCAACUGCCAUGCCAUCACGUCUUCUGUUUCCUGUGUGUGAAGGGAGCCUCCUGGCAGAGCAAACGCUGUGCUCUAUGCAGACAGGAAGUACCUGAUGACUUCCUGGAAAGGCCUACGCUUCUCUCUCCGGAGGAGCUGAAAGCAUCGGCGGGAGGUCGGGGCGGGGCGACAAGUGAUCAUGCUUGGUAUUACGAGGGCCGUAAUGGUUGGUGGCAAUACGAUGAGCGAACCAGCCGCGAGCUAGAGGACGCUUUCUCCAAGGGCAAGAAGACAGCUGAAAUGCUGAUUGCUGGUUUUUUGUAUGUAGCUGACUUGGAGAACAUGGUGCAGUAUAGGCGCAAUGAGCAUGGUCGUAGACGCAAGAUGAAGAGGGACAUUUUGGAUAUUCCUAAAAAGGGAGUGGCAGGACUGCGAUUGGACACUGAGGGAGUUACCGGGGCCAUGGGGGCAGCAAGCCGAGAAAACUCUGCUGAUGGGGCUGAUACCACAGUAGCAGGUGUACAGCAACAGGUUACAGGUAUCUCCUCUACGGUUACAGCCCCUUCAGCUAGUGCUAGGCCUCCCAUUUCCCUCGGAGGUCAGCCUGGCCCCAGCACUAGCCCCUCUCUGGAGGAUGCCCUCUCUCAGUUGCAAAUCAGCCCCAGGCCUACACCUUCUAAUGAGCGGUCUGAGGCAGGAGAAGGCGAGGAAGAAGAUGAGGAGGAGGAGGCCUCACCCUCCAGGUCCUCUGACCCUCACACCUCUGUGGAUGAGUCUGGCUCUGGUGACUGGAGUGAUGAUGAGGAGGAAGAGGAUGAAGAAGAGGAAGGGGGAGAUGGAGAGCGCGUUGAGCCCUGGGAGGACAGGCCACGCAGACAGAGACUGAAUCCAGAGAACAGAGCCCCUCCUCGUGCAGAGUCUGCCUCUCCCCCUUCCUCAUCCAGUAGCAGCGGAAGGUCCAGAAUGCCUGAUGGCCAGUGUACAGUGACUGAAGUGUGAAGUAAUCAUUAAUACCAUCAUCACCAAAUGGCCAUGUUCCAUUCCAUUAAUUUAUUCCUCACUUUAUGCUGUUCACUCAGUCGCAGAUCGGAUGUGGGUGGAUUGCUUAGUUCAGGAGAAAUGAGGCACCACACAUUCAGUAACAAACAUAGCCAUUUUCCUCCGUUUUUGGUACCUCUUCCUUUGGUUCACAGUGAUCUGAAUGUAUCUGUAUGAUCUAUUUGUAAGCUUCAUCCUAGAUAUAGCCAGUCAGCAGAAGUUUACUUUGAUUUUAUAGUACUGGGAGAGCAGGAACAGCUUGGUAAACAGUCAAAUGGAUACCCAAUGCUGUUGUAAACCAUUAAACUCAGAAUUUUCUAUCCAGCAUGUCAGAGAGAUGUAACAGAGAUAUUGUGAUGUUGAGCUGUCAUCACUCAACACUUGUAGUUGCAGGUGUACUGAGUCUGUUCUUUCAAAUUCCAGAAAAGUAGAAGUUAAGGUAAGCAUGACUUGCCAACCUGCUUCUGCCAGACCGAGCUAUUCUUCUGUUUACUUUUCCUACCUAAUACGGCUUAUGGAAGUCCCAGUCAGAUUUGUGACGUGCAGUGAAAUAAGGCAUAAUGAGGAUGUUACUCCUGGAAAUGGAACUGAGUCAUUAUUAUGAACGGCUGCAUUCUAACCAUCUACAAUUUAACUCUCUCAGCUAACAUAGCGCACAGAAAUGCCCUUGUUAGAGCUCAAAUCAUAUGACUGCUCUUGCAAAGCACUUAAUCCUUGAUAACAUGUUCCCAACCUCCACACUGCCUAUAUGAUUUCUUUCAGAUCUAUCUGAAGCCUUUCCUUCCAAAUUCUCAAAUGUAACUGUUAACUUUUAGGAACUGUGUGAUUUCAGAGCUGAUUGUGGCGUAAAGAAAAUCUUCAAAUUGUUUGUCCAGGUGAUGAAAGUAAAUGGAGAAGUACAUCAGUACUUAAGUUAUGUGGGUAUUUAAAGUUCACACUUAAUAAGAAUAGAAAUUUAAUUCAGGAGCCCACAGGAUAUCUGGCGGCCUGAGUGGGUUUUUGUCUUUGAUUUGAUUUCAAGUAACCUGCAGUUUUCUAAAACUAAAUUCUGUACGAAUCUUGUUUUAAAUCAACGUGCAUAGUAGAAGUACAUAUCAGAUGUAUCCUCACUUUUCCCAGCUUUAAAGAAUUGGCAUUUUAAUGCAAAAUAUCAAUGUUCUGAUUUUAAAGCUGUUGAGGCCUCGAUAGCCUCAUUAAUAAUCUUAUUGUCCCUGACUGAAGUAUUUUCAAUUGGUGUUUAUCUAAAGUUUAGUGAUUUGUGCGUGUUUGAAGAGAGAGUUAUUUAAACACUACUGGUUGGCAGGAUGUUGACAAUUGAUGUUUUUUGGAUUCAGUUCGAGUCAAUGUUUUUAUUUUGUGUUUGUGCAUUUCUUAUGGUUGUAAAAUCUCUUAUGUAUGAUGUCUGAGGGAGUAAGAGAACAAGAACAUGCCAUUGCUAUUGGCCACCCUGCAGAAAUUUCAGGUUAUGUUAUUUUUAUAUUUCUUACAUGCUUACAUCAUCGGCUCAGUUUUAGACUUUCCUGAAGUUUGUGUAACCGUUUUUUGCUUGGAAGCUUUUUUUUGUUAUAUGGUUUGUAAUUUAAGAAUAAACUGUGUCAUUUCAUCAUCCUAAAGGGAUA